Molecule: messenger RNA, 948 nt
Organism: Vombatus ursinus (common wombat)
Lineage: Eukaryota; Metazoa; Chordata; Mammalia; Diprotodontia; Vombatidae
Product: olfactory receptor 6N1
Exons: 1
Coding region: 1-948 (315 amino acids)
Biological process (GO): G protein-coupled receptor signaling pathway
Cellular component (GO): membrane
Molecular function (GO): G protein-coupled receptor activity; olfactory receptor activity
Source: RefSeq, a predicted model, not a curated record
AUGGACACUGGAAAUUGGAGCAAGGUGACAGAGUUUAUCAUCUUGGGCUUUCCACAGCUUCAGGGUGUCCAGACUUACCUCUUUUUCCUACUGCUUCUCAUCUACCUUAUCACCAUCCUGGGAAACUUAUUGAUCUUUCUGGUGGUCAGAUUGGAUGUUAAGCUCCACACACCAAUGUACCAAUUUAUUAGUGUCCUUUCUCUCCUUGAGCUUGGAUACACAGCUACUACCAUCCCUAAGAUGCUUGCUAACCUUCUCAGCAAAAAGAAGACUAUCUCAUUUUCUGGCUGUCUCCUUCAGAUCUACUUUUUUCACUCUUUUGGAGCUUCUGAGUGCUACCUUCUCACAGCCAUGGCUUAUGACAGAUAUCUGGCCAUCUGCCAGCCCCUCCAAUAUCCUACCCUUAUGACUCCAGCACUCUGUACCAAGAUGGCUGCAGGUUGCUGGCUGGGUGGCUUGGCAGGGCCAAUAAUUGAAAUCUCCUUGGUUUCUCAGCUCCCCUUCUGUGGCCCCAAUUGCAUUCAGCAUAUCUUUUGUGACUUUCCCCCCAUAUUAAGUCUGGCUUGCACAGACACCUCCAUCAACAUCCUGGUGGACUUUAUAAUCAACUCCUGCAAGAUCUUAGUAACCUUCCUAUUGAUCCUCACCUCCUAUGUUCAGAUUAUCCUAACUGUCCUCAGAAUACCUUCAGCUGAGGGCAAGAAGAAAGCAUUUUCCACUUGUGCCUCCCACCUUGCUGUGGUCCUCAUCUUCUUUGGGGGUAUCCUCUUCAUGUAUGUGAGACUGAAGAAGAGUUACUCACUUGAUUAUGAUCGAGCACUGGCUGUUGUCUACUCCAUACUCACACCCUUCCUUAACCCCUUCAUCUAUAGUCUACGCAAUAAGGAGAUCAAGGAUGCUUUGAGGAGGCAGUUGCAGAGGGCAGGGAUCCCACAUGCUGAUCCAUAA